AUGUCUCAGGUUGUGCUUGUCACCGGUGCCAGUGGCCUCUUAGGCCGCCAGGUGUUCAACACCUUCAAACGCUCCUCCUGCCUGGUGAUCGGCCAGGGAUACUCGCGAGCCACCCCGCCGACGAUCCUCAAGGCGGAUUUGGAGAAGCCGGAUGAAAUCGAAGCUCUGGUGGACGAAGUGAAGCCAAGUAUUAUUGUUCACUGCGCGGCGAACCGGUCACCCGACUCCUGCGAUGCAAACCCCGAGCAAGCACGCCAGGUCAACGUGGAGGCCACCCGGACAUUGGCACGGGCGGCCUCUACACGCGGGGCGCUGCUCAUCUACAUCUCGACCGACUACGUGUUCCCCGGGACAGAAGGACAGGCGCCGUACGAGGCCGACGCGGCGACCAACCCACCGAACACGUACGGCCAGUUCAAGCGGGACGGCGAGGUUGCCGUGUUGGAAGAGACGCGCGAGACCGGUCUGGGGAUCGUGCUGCGGGUACCUGUGCUGUACGGCUCUGCAAAGAGCAACGCCGAGAGUGCAGUGAACGUGCUGGUCGACGCGGUCUGGAAGUCCCAAGGGGAAGGGGAAGUCGUCAUGGACGACUGGGCGAUCCGCUACCCGACCAACACAGAGGAUGUGGCGCGUGUGUGCCGUGACAUCGUCAUCAAGUACCUACAGAACCGGACGCGGAUGCGUGAAAUGCCGCAUAUCCUACAGUUCUCGUCCGAGGACCGGAUGACCAAGUACGAGAUCUGUGAGAAGCUGGCGGGCGUGCUUGGGUUGCCGCUCACGGCCAUGAAACGCAACUCGCAGGGCAACGAUCCCAACGCCGCCGUCCAACGGCCGUACGACUGCCAUCUGUCUACGCGUGAGCUGCAGAAACUGGAAAUUGACGUCUCGACCAUUGACUUUGUGGCCUGGUGGCGCAGGGAACUGAAGGCGUUUAAAAAAUAAUUAAACAGACAAGGCAAAUAAGUACAGAAUGGUGGAAUGAAUCUUCUGUCCAGAUUGAUCUCUAUAAUAAGACCAGCGCUAUUAGUUAAUAGACGUGGUGGGUACACUAUUAUUGAUUGGUAUGUUGAUCAGUUCUCGCAGUAAAUCAUACAUGCUCUGUAGACUCAUGAUAUUAGUAUUUAC
This is a messenger RNA of Penicilliopsis zonata CBS 506.65, 1125 nucleotides long. RefSeq lists its product as hypothetical. The transcript has 3 exons. The record is from RefSeq and is a predicted model, not a curated record. The coding region runs from base 1 to 942 and encodes 313 amino acids. Lineage: Eukaryota; Fungi; Ascomycota; Eurotiomycetes; Eurotiales; Aspergillaceae. Gene Ontology annotation, cellular component: methionine adenosyltransferase complex. Gene Ontology annotation, molecular function: methionine adenosyltransferase regulator activity. Gene Ontology annotation, biological process: S-adenosylmethionine biosynthetic process.